CAGUAGUGAGCUAGGAGUGCCUGAGUGAGGAUCCAAUGAGCUGGAUGUGUGUGAGGAUCCAGUAAGCUGGAAGUGAGUAAGGCUCCAGUGAGCUGGAAGUGUGAGUGAGGAUGGAGGUAAUAUAGACUACCAACAACGCCGCCACACCUGAUUGUGGGACAAAAACAGGCGACAAAGCGAGGUGGAAAUUCUCAACCAGACAGCCGAGUUUAAAAACAAUAACGUGUGCUUGGUAGGUGUGUGUGUGUGUGAGAGAGCGUGCGCGCAGGUACGCUACAGAUAAACUACUGGUGUAGUGAAGAUUGGAGGUGGACACACCCCCAGAAAUUAUAUCACCCAGCGGUGACUGUUAUUAAGUCUCUUCCGAUCUACUGUGCAUUAACAAACCCACAAUCAUUCACAUCGGUAUCAUAGUGUUUUACGUAAUAACAAGUAGAGAAAACUCAAGUUGUGUGUAUAUAUUUAGUGACUAAGUUUUCAUAUCAUAGAAGAGAUACAAAUAAUAAAUACUAGACUAAAAGCUACCUAAGAGGAAUAUUACACAAGAUUUAUGAAUCAAGCAAGGUGAGGUUUUGACCCUGGUUCUAUAACGUAUACAAUGAUGUGCGGGAGUGUGUGUGUGGAGGGUGAAGAUCACCACACCUGAGAGUCAGCAUCACCACUACUGAGACAAGUCAGCAUCACCACACCUGAGACAAGAGUGACCCUCGCCACACCUGAGACAAGAGUGACCCUCGCCACACCUGAGACAAGAGUGAGCAUCACCACACCUGAGACAAGAGUGACCCUCGCCACACCUGAGACAAGAGUCAGCAUCACCACACCUGAGACAAGUCAGCAUCACCACACCUGAGACAAGAGUCAGCAUCACCACACCUGAGACAAGAGUGACCCUCGCCACACCUGAGACAAGAGUGAGCAUCACCACACCUGAGACAAGUCAGCAUCACCACACCUGAGACAAGAGUCAGCAUCACCACACCUGAGACAAGAGUCAGCAUCACCACACCUGAGACAAGAGUGACCCUCGCCAACACCUGAAACAAAAGAAAGCCUCACCACACCCACGAAUGUCUCCCUACUCUUAAUAUGAUUACCCUUUGGUUCCUGUGUGUUGUGAGUGGGCUGGGAGUGAGCCAACACCUGAACCGCAUACCAGCCGCCCAAGUGUCAAUAACUAACCCAGGAGAACGAGGGCUCAUCCCUGCACAGCCUUACAGUCCUCCCACGCCCUCCACCACGCCGCCCACACCACCCACCCCACCACCCGCCUCUCCACACACCCAUGCCCACCUGAAUGAAAUAGAAUCUGGGGUAUAUGUCCAAGACCAUGGGUACCGGCGAGCCCCAGCGGGUGCCACUACAGUUCUUCCCAGUUUGGUGCUCGACGCGCUCACUCUACUUACCAGCAGCCCUCGCCAGAUACAAGACGCGGCUGCAAUUAACCAGGACGAUAACACUGAUGGUGAAGUCUCACAGUUUGGUAGCGCUUCCCCGUCACUUGUGUCAGGUAACAAGCAGAAGCAACAACAGACCUCCAAUAAAAACUUAUCUUCCACACCACAGACACCUCACACCCGUCCUGUACCUGUCCCCGUCGAUACUCACCUGUCAGUACCUGUAACUCACAACGGUAUACUUAGCAGUAAUUUGCCUAUCGCAGAAUUCACAGAUGAAGGCCACCAAUCAUCGGAGACUCCGGACCAUGAAUCUGUGCAUCUGGAAUCACCAAUUAACAAUCAUAAGCAUCCUCAAGAACCUAAGUUAUUACAGAAGGAGCACACACAAACCGUGAAGGAAGUUGAGGAAGCAGCACGAAGAGAAAACUUGAGAGCACCACUGAUGAGUGACAAAGUGACAACGGAGUUAAGUGUCGUGACAACCACUCCCCACCAACCUGUAGGAGUAACUAACAACGUAAAUGUAACACAAGCUAAACCACCUGGCCAAGUUCUCCAACCACGGUUAACUUAUUAUCAAACAAUUUCUGGCAACACAUCUCAACUUUCAACCCCGACGCUUCCAUCACCACACUAUGACCAUCAACGGGCACACCAAUCGGGUUUCCUUCAACCUCAGCUUGACUUUACAGAGAGAAACUUACCUUUAACGAAAUACUUUGAGACAACAGCAAUCCCCACGAGAGACCAAGGUAGAGCUGUACUACACACUUUGCCUCCAAGCCCCUCUGGGAAACCCCCGCCCGUGCAUCAUAGGGGAAUUCUUCCACUUGCCCCACCAAGCAGUGCUUACCACAUAUUCCCAGUCUCACGCUUACCCAUUCCAACUCAUCACAGAGCUCUGUAUCCGUUUUACACCCUUCAUUAUCCAUUCAGUGCCUUUCAAAGCCCAGUUAUUGGCCCUCGACUGCCUAUCCCUCUAAAAGAAGAAGCAGAUGUACUUGGGCCUCCACCUCGGUUAUACUAUCUACCACAAUAUUCCAUACAGCGUCCUUUACCGCAACAACUUCAUAAACAUGCACAUUUUACACCAAGACCUCAACUCUACACACAAUCACCACUCCCCGAGAAUAAACUCUUACCAUCUCAACUAGUUACACCAUACACUUCAGCACAUAGUCCACACACAUCACUAGUGAGCCAAGCUGACCUGCAUGACCAACCUGUUUCAACAUUUUCUCCUGAAGUAACGCCAUCGACAAAUGAUCCCACUGGGACUCAGCAUAUUCCAAGACGUGAUGAUAUAAACAGACCAGGUCAGCUUUCAUUUUAUGACCAGAGACAAUUUGACAAAUUUGCUCAAGUGUUUGAGCGCCUUAAUCAAAACAUCAAGAUAAACUCUAGUAGAAACAACCCAAUUAAUGACAAUGAUUACGAUUACGAUGACUAUUACGAUUACGAUUACUAUGAUGAGUACCCUGAGACAGAUGGAGAACACUCAUACCCCGAGACCCUAGGGGUUAAACACCCAGAGUCCUUUAUCACCACAGGUAAACACACAUCAACUCUUCCCAUAAAGUUACACAGCAGACCUGAACAGCCACAUACAUCACCCAAUCCUACCACGAGAGUACGAACGAGAUUUCGUGAACCCAUCACUCCGCCACCGUCUUUCAUCCCCCCGCGUGCAGGACACACAUCUGCAGGUCAGCAUCUAUAUCCGCCGUCCAUGAAGAUUAAUCAUCACCUUCAGGAACACCAACAACACAGUGGUGAGGUGAAGUCUCUUCCAACCUCGAGGCCACUCGCUUCCCCACUCACCUUACAUACAAAUAAAACCCAGUCUUUCUCUACCGAAGACGAUUUCAUGCAAGAUGCACUGCUUACAUCUCUAGAACUUCCUUCUCCUGGGCCUCUAAAUCACAUACAUUCAAUCCCAUUACAUAAAUCUGGAAACCCAUCCCUGGAAGGGCCUACAAGACAUAGUCCAACCUCACCGUCCACAUCUCCGCCAGUUAUAAGCACAACGACCACCACAAUUAAAAACAUAAGAGUUCAGACUACGCAGCGUCCAACUUCUAAGACUUCCUUAGUACACAGUCAAGAGAGUGAAGGUAAAAUAACUGUCGAUGAAAGGGCUCAACUGUCGCCCUCUGAUCCUAGUGUCUCGCAGAAGGGUGUUACUAGCCGCAGGAGGCCAGUGGGCAUAGAGAUUGGCACUAUAAUAGGGGCAGGUGGCCACACAACUUUACUGGCCUCACCGGAACAAUUACUCAAACUGCAUGCAAGCACAGGAGGCACAAGACAUCCUAGCAAACCUCGCCAACCUGUGUAUUUCUUGCCGACAGAAGCUCGAGAAAAACGUAAAUCAAAUCAACACAAGCGUGAAGUGAAUAAAGAAGCAGGUACUUCCCAGCAAGAUAUAUCGCGGCCAAAUAUGUCAAGAAAACGUCUAGGUCAACGACCACAAAUGAACAAUGAUCAAAAUUCAACUGUCAAUUUAAAAGUAAAGCUAAUCGAGCCACAUAAAACAGAAAGGCUUCCUGAUGCAACAUAUGCACAACACCUUAAUAUAUCACAUACUUACACUGCAGACGCGGAACACCUACACAAUAAGACAGACACAAUAAUACAUCAUCCAGGAGGCUACCACGCAAAUGUCUAUCAGCAACAGCAGUUACUUCAACAGACUACGAGCAAGAAAACAGAAUCAACAGUGAAAGACAAGGUUGAAAGCCCAUAUCAUAUUUCAUUAGUUACCACUAGGUCCAGUGUAACUGCCUCACCAACGCAGCUCAUUAAAACACACGUACUUAGUCAUACCUCGCCGUCUAAUGUCGCAGGUGGAGCCUUCUAUCGUUUGCCACUGUUGGGGCUGACUGGAAAGCAGGCGCUAACCACGUUCAAAGACCAACAAAAUGACCACACAACACUUCCCUCGCUAUUAUCCGACAAUCUACCAGACGUACUGCAUAAAGCUGUUACUGCCUUCCCGCCAUUCCAAAAGGACAGCGUGAGCAUCGGUGAAGACGGGAUGCUGAGGGUGGCGGGCUGGAGAAAAGAUCUGCCUUACCCGAGUCUGAACAUUUCUGCCUCCUCUCCAGCCCUCUCUGGUCUCCCGUUCUACCUCGCCCAACACCGCCACCUGGGACCCUUCUUCAUGGUCUCCCUCUAGCACUAAGUCAUCAUAUUCACACCCAGUCAACUACGUCGCACACAUAAAUAAGACUAUUAACGUGCCGCGGAGUUACCUGUAGGAUAUGUAAGCUGUUACGGUACUAGUAAGUUACUCGCAAAACUUACAUAAGCAUUAAAUAUGCCUGAGAUAUUUGUAGAAUUUACAUUAGUGGUGAAUUAAAAUUCAUUCUAAGUCUCGGUAAUCCGUGAAUUGAUAUUUAUGGACUAAACGUUUUUGUUUGUAAGAAAAUGUCGAAGCGUGAUAUUAACAAAAUUAGUCAUAGAAGAAUAUGUGAAUAUUCGAAUAUUAUUAAGAAGACAACAACAGGUGGGAAUCUAACAACUGGCUCCAGGACCAUUUAUAAAAUAGUUUAUGUACUUAACUGGACAGUGCGUAGCGAACUAAAGUUUGUAACUUUUUAGUGUGAGAACUGAGCCCUGAUGAAAUACCACGAUGGUGGUAUUCCAUCAGGGCUCAACUCUCUCAACCAUGGUCAGCAACAUUUCUACCGUAGCACUUUGGACAAUACUGCACUGAUGAAAAAAGUAACACUGAAGAUUUAAAAUACUACAGCAUUGAAACAGUGAAACUGGUAAAUCAGUAAGUGCAUACGAGUGUACGUGUCUCUUAUUAGGUAGUCACUGCUACACAAUGUGUACUCCCAGUCCAGCAUUUUUCUGUCUAAUGCCAAUUACUACUCAUUUCUCACUAUUAGUGGCCUGGUGUGUUGCAUUUGUGUACUGGUUUCUACAUGCUUAUAUAUCUUGGUGUAUAAGCUACUGUCGCAAAUUAUAUGGUACAUUUAAACAAGCACUUAUAGAAGUAGGUAUGUAAGUAGAAGACAGAAAGUAGAAGAACGAAUGUAGAAAAUACUUUAAGAAUGAUAUUAAAUACUUUGUACACGUGUAGUAAGGGUAGUUUUAGGUUAAGUAGUUGUGAGGAGUGUUUUCGCCUGCUUGUGCAUGCGUGUAGCAGUCAGUGGAGGGAUGAUGGUAGAGCCAUACUACUCCAGGAGUGAUUGUGAGGGACUCAACGAAAUACUCCACCUGUUGAGUAGACUUUACCCACAUCUUGAUAAUACAAAGAUACUUAGAGCAGUAGAAAGCCAUGUAAAUAAAGUCAUGAGUUGAUAAAGCUCCCCUUGAGCGAAACGUCGUCUUAUUAAAGGCCUGCUCUGCCCUCUGUCUUUCAACUAUAUUGAUCCCACAUGUACUAAACCCAGCCAGUCGAGCUAUAUUAUAUCUACUCUUAACACUGUGAAUGGAGGAAGCGCCCACCACCACCUCGUUAAGCACACUGCACUUUUCAUGCCCCUAGUGUACGUGAAAGCAGGCUACCGUCCAGCAACAUCCAGUACACCAUGUCGACCAUACUAGUGGCUCUGCAAGAAACAAGUAAUCUUCGCUACCGACGAACAUGAGUCCAUCCAAUGUUACACCUGUGUAGCCAGCCAAGAUGUAUCUACCAAGUGUAACCAAAUAUCCUCUAGCACAUCCAGUGAACAAGUGAAGACAAAUAAUGUCUACUAUUCAACUAUAACUGCAUUAUAAUUACAGAAUUAAACAUUACUAUGAAUUUGUAGAUGAAUGGUUCAGAGAACCGACAUGUUGAUAAAUUAGACACAUCGACUCAAGGUUGAGGGACUGAUUACCUCAUUCUUCUCCUGUUCUUCAAGUUUCUCCUACGUAUGGACUGUUGAAGCCACUGUGUGGCGAAACGUUUCCUCAAUAAAGAUACCCAAGAGUUGCACAUGUGUCUAAUUUAUCAACAUUACUAUGAAUGUAUUAUUGUGUUCUUGGUCUUCUGCGAUACAAAUAUAAGUUAUAUGUUGUUAAGAAUCACCCACAUUAAUUCUGAAUAUACUGUAUAUACAAAAAAAAAAAAUCAAUUAUUGAAACGAGUUCAGCACUAAGAGUAUUUAUAAUGUUU
Cherax quadricarinatus is the source of this 6507-nucleotide messenger RNA. RefSeq names its product mucin-2. Gene Ontology annotation, molecular function: chitin binding. NCBI's taxonomy places the organism in Eukaryota, Metazoa, Arthropoda, Malacostraca, Decapoda, Parastacidae. Gene Ontology annotation, cellular component: extracellular region. The record is from RefSeq and is a predicted model, not a curated record.